Solanum lycopersicum (tomato) is the source of this 501-nucleotide messenger RNA. RefSeq lists its product as uncharacterized. Lineage: Eukaryota; Viridiplantae; Streptophyta; Magnoliopsida; Solanales; Solanaceae. The record is from RefSeq and is a predicted model, not a curated record.
AUGGGUAACUAUAUUUCUUGCACUUUAUCAGGGCCAGGAGGCAACAAAGAAUCAAGAGGGAUAAAAGUUAUAUUCCCAUGUGGUGAAAUUAGGCAUUUUUAUGAACCGAUUAAAGCAGCAGAGAUUAUGAUGGAAACUCCUAAUUUCUUUCUUGUGAACACUCGAUCACUUCAUAUUGGAAGGAGAUUUUCUGCGUUAAAUGCAGACGAAGAUCUUGAAAUGGGAAAUGUUUAUGUUAUGUUUCCGAUGAAAAGAGUGAAUUCUUUUGUAUCAGCAGGUGAUAUGGGUGCUCUGUUACUUACUGCGAACUCUGUUUCCAAAAGGGUGUCAAUAGGGAGUUUAAGAAUCUUGCCUGAAGAGAAUUAUUGUACUUUGCCUAAGUUGAAUUUGGAUGAUAUUGAAGAUUUUUCAAGUGAAGAAUUUAAGCAUAGGUUAUCUAUGUGUAGAUCGAAGAAGCCAUUGUUGGAAACUAUUGCUGAAGAACCAGUUUGUUUAAGAUGA